AGCAUACGCCUCAGUACAAAACAAACACGCUAGUACCACCAGCAGCAGCCAACCCCGAGGAGGCAGAGGCAGCUAAUGGGCUCCAUGGCCGCGGAAAUGACUGCCGUCGAGGAGGAGGCGUGCAUCUACGCCAUGCAGCUGUCGUCCACGGCUGUCCUGCCGCUCACGCUCAAGAACGCCAUCGAGCUGGGCAUGCUCGAGAUCCUCAUGGGCGCCGGCGGAAAGAUGCUGUCACCGUCUGAGGUGGCCGCGCGGCUUCCGUCGACGGCGACAAACCCGGACGCGCCGGCCAUGGUCGACCGCAUGCUGCACCUGCUGGCAUCCUACAAGGUGGUGUCGUGCGAGGUAGACGAAGGCACGCACGCUAGGCGGUACGGCCCCACAGCCGUGUGCAAAUGGUUCACACCCAACCAGGACGGCAUCUCCAUGGCCCCGCUGCUCCUCCUCACCAACGACAAGGUCCCGAUGGAGAGCUUGUAUCAUUUGAAGGACGCGGUCCUUGAUGGCGGUCUCCCGUUCCACAAGGCACAUGGGAUGACAAUGUACGAGUACACCAAAACGGACGCGCGCUUGAACCGCGUCUUCAACGAGGCCAUGAAGAGCUACACCACCAUCGUCACCGGGAAGCUCGUCGAGCUCUACACUGGUUUCCACGACGUGGCCACACUCGUGGACGUCGGUGGCGGCGUCGGCGCCACCAUCCGCGCCGUCACCUCCAAGUACCCGCACAUCAAGGGGAUCAACUUCGACCUGGCCCACGUCAUCGCGGAGGUGCCACAAUCCCCCGGCGUGGAGCACGUCGCCGGCGACAUGUUCAAGAACGUGCCGAGCGGCGACGCCAUCGUCCUCAAGUGGAUCCUCCACAACUGGACCGACGAGCAAUGCACGACCCUACUAAGGAACUGCUACGACGCGCUGCCUGCGCACGGCAAGGUUGUCGUCGUGGAAGGCAUCCUGCCCGUCAAACCGGAGGCGACGUCCAGGGGGCAGCAGGCGUCCCUCAGCGACAUGAUCAUGCUCACACACACAGCAGGCGGCAAGGAGAGGAACCAGAGGGAGUUCGAGGAGCUUGCCAAGGCCGGAGGGUUCACCGGUGUUAAGACCGCCUACAUCUACAGCAACACCUGGGUCAUUGAAUUCACCAAAUAGCUAGAUCCGUCGUCUCCUAUCUCUUCUCGAUUGUUGUUGCUCUCCAAAUCUGCAUGAUGCGUACCUUAUCUCCUUGAUCCUGAAUGGCGUAUAAUAAACGGAUUUGCUAAA
Aegilops tauschii subsp. strangulata is the source of this 1260-nucleotide messenger RNA. Its product is annotated as tricetin 3',4',5'-O-trimethyltransferase. Gene Ontology annotation, molecular function: protein dimerization activity; O-methyltransferase activity. NCBI's taxonomy places the organism in Eukaryota, Viridiplantae, Streptophyta, Magnoliopsida, Poales, Poaceae. The record is from RefSeq and is a predicted model, not a curated record.